CGGAUGUGAAUGUUUAUGCGCAUGCUCAGAGUAAUGUUUUGAUUCUUUGCGGAAAUGGAUUUCGAUGUGAGUGUCGGCACUUUUACUUACGAGAGCGGACCCGGUGAAUAUGAAGACUUUCCGCGUACGGAAGAGCCAGUCUUUAUUCUGGGGGAGGUCUACAGCGCUGAGUAUGAUCGAGAGGAAUUGAAGGAUGACAUCAAGUCCAGGAUAUGGGUCACCUACCGGAGAAACUUCCAGAACAUCGGUGGCAUGGGUCCCAGUUCGGACCAGGGCUGGGGCUGUAUGCUGCGCUGUGGCCAGAUGAUGCUGGCGCAGGCACUGGUGCUGAGACAUCUGGGUCGCAGUUGGAGGUGGGACCCGCUGCGCACAGAUGAAACAUACUGGAAACUUCUGCGGAUGUUUGAGGACAAGAAAACCUCAACGUACUCCAUACAUCAGAUCGACGUAUCUGCGUGUACGACAACUGGAGUGACAUAGCCAUACACGUGGCGCUGGACAAUGUGGUGGUCAUUGAUGAGAUACGCAAUCUGUGCAAGUCGCCCCGGCCCCAGAUGAUGAACGGUGACUCUGUGGACCUGCCAGAGGGCGCCAUCUUCUCCCAGUUCGUCAACGACGUCCCACGCAGCGGGGGCCCCUCCUCCACGGCAUCCUCGGGUCAAGGUCGCGCUGGUCACCAGCAGGCCUCGUUGUCGUGGCGACCACUGUUGCUGAUGAUUCCGCUAAGGCUGGGGCUGACCGAGAUCAACCCGAUCUACUUUGAUGCUCUCAAGAAAUGUUUCACCUUGCCGCAGUCGGUCGGGAUCAUCGGCGGCAAGCCCAACCACGCCCACUGGUUCAUCGGAUAUUUCGGUAAAGAACUCAUCUACUUGGACCCCCACACGACCCAGCCCGUAGUAGACCUGGAGGAUCGCAGCCAGACAGACUCGUCCUACCACUGCUGCACACCGCCCUCUCGCAUGGGCUUCCACAAACUGGACCCUUCCAUAGCGCUGGGCUUCUACUGUGGCACAGAGAAAGACUUUGAGGACCUGUGCGACAGCUUCAGCACGUACGACCGCGCCUGUCGCUCCAUGUUUGAGGUGAGGAAAGACAUCCCGCCCGCCUGGAAGCGAGACCAGCCUACCUCAUCUGACGGAGCUACGGGAGGGAGGUACAGGAACGUGUCCUUGUCCGAUUUUACGUUGGUACCGAGCAGUCCUGCAGGAGAAGGAAGUAGUGUGGACGACGAAGAGUUUGAGAUAAUAUAGUCUGGUGUCCAGGGAACCGUGGUGCUUUCACUGGGCUCGAACCCAGACCCUUCUGUGUGUGUCGGGUUGGUGUGGUUAUGUGUGUGUGUGUGUGUGUGUGUGUGUGUGUGUGUGUGUGUGUGUGUG
This is a messenger RNA of Aplysia californica (California sea hare), 1376 nucleotides long. Its product is annotated as cysteine protease ATG4B. The record is from RefSeq and is a predicted model, not a curated record. Gene Ontology annotation, molecular function: protein-phosphatidylethanolamide deconjugating activity. Lineage: Eukaryota; Metazoa; Mollusca; Gastropoda; Aplysiida; Aplysiidae.